Molecule: messenger RNA, 2633 nt
Organism: Pectinophora gossypiella (pink bollworm)
Lineage: Eukaryota; Metazoa; Arthropoda; Insecta; Lepidoptera; Gelechiidae
Product: cilia- and flagella-associated protein 52
Exons: 16
Coding region: 153-2390 (745 amino acids)
Biological process (GO): cilium assembly
Molecular function (GO): protein binding
Source: RefSeq, a predicted model, not a curated record
CAGCGAUCAGCUGACGGUGUCAAUGCCUCGAUGUUUGCACAGCAGUGGGACUCACGGCUGUUCGUCAUACACUAUAACUCCAGUAUUGAAUAGAAGGUUCCGCCAUCCGUGGCCUGAAAGUCCACCCAAAUGGCGAGCACAUCGUGUACCCGAUGGGCAACAAGGUGUGUGUUCAGCACUGGAAGACCAAGAAGAUGAACUUCCUCAGCGGCCAUACCAACAGCGUGUCCACAGUGGCCAUAUCCCCCAAAGGCACGUACAUCGGCAGUGGUCAGAUCAACCACAUUGGAUUCAAAGCCAUGACUUGCAUCUGGGAUUUUAAGAAGAAGAUUUUGAUUGGGAAUCAUGAGCUGCAUAAGGUCCGAGUGGAAGCGCUAGUCUUCUCAUCAGAUGAGCACUACAUGAUAUCCCUCGGGGGCCGCGACGACGGCUCGCUGGUGUUAUGGGACUGCGUCAACAACGCGGCUACGGGCACCGCCCAGGCGGCUAGACUGACUACUGGAGACGCCAUGACGGUCGCGCCGCUGUCUCUGAGGAACAUGUCUUUUGUCACUGGCGGAGACUCGAACCUGCGGGUCUGGAACAUUCGACCGGAGAGCAAGAACCUGGACGUACAGGACGUGGCACUGGGCAAGCUGCGUCGCUGCGUGCGCUGCAUCGCCGUCAGCCGCGACGACACCUACGGCAUGGCCGGCACCACGACUGGCGACAUGAUAAAGUUUUCCAUCAACUACCCGUCAGAUCCGAAGGCUUCUGUCUCGCACUGUAAGCCCGCCAUCAUAGGAUGCCUGGCCAAGUGCGGUGCGUGGAAGAAGGGCAAACGACCUGACUCCAUCUGUUACUCUCAAGGUGUAGAGGCGCUAAUCAUAUUGGACGACGGUUGCCUGAUCGUGGGCGCUGGAGACGGCACCAUAGACAUCCUGGACGAGAUCAACUGGAAGGGACGCUUCCCCAAGAGCAAGAUCCUCGACCCUAACAAGCCGCACUUUAAAGCUUUACGUUCAUGCAAGUUAGAAGGAAGCAUAACCUCUCUGGAGCUGAUGGAGUCCCCAGCGAUGCAGGCCGACCGCCGGCUAUUGCUCGCCGGGACUCGAACCAGCGAGAUAUACGCCAUCAACAUCCACACGUUCGCACCUACCCUCGUUGUCACCUGCCACAGAUGCGCUAUCAACGAUAUUGCUUUCCCUUUAGGCAUGUCAGGCGUAUUCGCGACGGCGGGUGCUGGCGACGUCCGUGUGUGGUGUCUGGAGACCUGCCAGGAGUUGCUGCGCGUGGUGGUCCCCAACUUCACAUGCUCCUCACUGCUGUUCAGCGCCGAUGGCAAGUCCAUCGUGUCUGCCUGGAACGACGGCAAUAUCCGUGCGUUCACCCCGCUGACAGGAAGACUGAUCUACUGUAUAUACAACACUCACAAUAAGGGAACGUCUGCUAUUGGCAUGACGCGCGACGGACGAACGCUCGUCUCCGGAGGGUGUGAAGGACAGGUCAGAGUAUGGGACAUCAAGCCACAAUGCCAGAGCCUGAAGAAGGUGCUGAAAGAGCACAAAUCUCCCGUCUCAGCCAUACAGGUGCAUCCCAACGACACGGAAGCUGUCAGCGCGGGGACAGAUGGAUCUUGCAUUAUAUGGGAUUUGAUCUCGCUCUCUCGGCGGCAAGUGAUGUACGCCAACACCCUGUUCAUGUGCGUGUGCUUCGAGCCACAAGGAUGUCAGCUGCUGACCGGGGGCACAGACCGGAGGGUCGCCUACUGGGAGACCGGUAGCGGGAACCUGGCCAGAGAGCUGGAGGCGAGCAAAGUGGGCGCCAUUAACGGGCUACACAUUUCAGAAGAUGGCAAUCUGUUCGUUACAGGAGGAAAUGAUCAGAUGGUCAAGCUGUGGCGGUAUCAGGAGGGCAUAUACACGCACAUGGGCCUGGGCCACGCCGGCGCGGUCACGUGCUGCCGGUUCAGCCCCGACAUGCGGCACGCCGUCAGCUGCUGCGCCGCCGGCAGCAUCAUCGUCUGGAAGGUGCCUGAGCAAUACAUACCGAAGCCGCAGCCACAGCCGGGCACUGGUCGGUCUACGGAGAGCAAGAAGGCAGCUCCCGCCAAACCGAAGACCAUGCAGGAAGAACUACGACUGCCGUUAGACGCGCCCUCCAACGCGGCCGGAGACAGACCAAACAAGGUCCCUGCGGCGCCUAACAAGGUGGAGAAGAUAGAGUCAAUAGACACGACGCGCGGCAGCGUGCACGCAUGUUGCCCGUGCGACCCGAGCGUGCGCUCGCGCAAGUCCGAAGCCACGCCUAAGGCCAGCGGCGGCAGCGGGGUCAAGUGCUGUGUGCCGCCAAACCUGCCGACGAGGACGACAAGCAAGGAGUUUGUGAGUGGCGGCGGCGAUAGAAAAUGAUGAAUUUAGUACAAGGACGGGCCAAAAAAUGCCACACCGCACCAAUUUUGUCUAAAAAAAAACAAAAUUGCAAUUUGACAUUUGUAAAAGUGCGCAAUACAAACAAAUGUCAAAUACCAAUAAGUAUUACUUUUUUAGAUGGCUCGCUUCGAUGUGCCCUUUUUAACCCCACCAGUUCAUAAUUUAUAUUAUAAUGUUGAAGAGGUUUGUAUUGUUUCUUCACAAUAAAAUAUAGCGAAUCCA